AACAAGCCAGUCACACUUGAGGCAACCAGCGCGUCACAGAUCGGCUCUCACACUGCUCUUUAAAUCACUUCUUAUCACGUUUUUAGGUUCAGAGUGGAGACCAAGAGGACGACCUGUUGAAGAUUCCAAGGCAACACCGCUUCUGACAUGCACUUUGAUAAAUCGCCAAAAGAGAAGCCGUGUUGCACUCUGCCCACAGUGAAGAAGCUCUUGGAGGAGAAGAGAAGGCGUGAGACGUCCUCUGUCCCCCCCUCCUGCACUACGGCCAGCACCAGUCCUGUUCCUACAACUACCGUGACACAGUUGUCUGCAUCAGAACAAUUUACCUGUACAGGUGCAUCAAGCAGCUACUCAGACAUGGCAGUGAGCUAUGAACAGUGGCCUCCAGCACCAGAGUCUGCACUCAGUUACUACAACAGCCAUCCAGGAUCCAGCUACAUGCCGGCCUACAGCCUCCCCAUGACAUCCGAAUAUGGCACGCAGCCACAGCAGGUCUUUGGAGACGCAAUGCCUCAGACUUACCAGGAGUGCCCUAUGCCUGUCGCAGAUCCCAGUAUGGCUUCUUCAUGGUCUCUUCUGGGUCCCAGUCAGACCACACAGCUGGGCUUUGGUUCAUCGAUGGAUGCCACCAAGCUGGAAGAGGCCAGGAUGCUGCUGAGCGGGAUGGACUACAGCCGAGCCACCAGGCAGGAUGAAGAUGGAGACACCAUCCUGCACAUCUACGUUGCCAAGGGGCUCAGGGAGUGUGCCUUUGUUGCUGCAGAGAGGCUGCGGGACAUAGGCAGGCUGGAUGCCAAAGAACACAAGGGAAAGACUGCUUUACUGGUGGCAGUGACAGCGAACCAGCCAGAGAUCGUGCAAGACCUGUUGUCAUUAGGAGCGGACAUCAACGCCUGUGAUGUCAAAGGGCAAACCGCUCUGCACCUGGCUGCUCACUAUGGCUUACCUGUCGUCCUGCAGGCAAUUCUGUCUAGGCCAGCUGUCAACCUGGAGGCCCGCAAUUUUGAAGGUAUGACUCCCCUCCACUGUGCGGCCAUUUCUCACAGUUUAACCAUGAAGGCUCUCUCCAGCAGUGGGCUGGUUGAUGUUAAUCUUCAGAACAAGGCUGCGGAGAAGCUCUCCUGCGUGCAGACGCUUCUCAAUUACGGGGCGUUCCUGCUCAGCCAGGAAAUCAAAAGUAACAAGACCGUGCUGCACUUGGCUGUCAAGGAGGGGAAUGUUGAUCUGGUGCGAUAUCUGCUCAGGAUUCCCCUGCAAAACAUGAAAGACUUUGUCAACUUGAAAGCUCACGGCCACACAGCUUUACACAUGGCAGCUGGUCUCCAUGGUAACCCCCACCAGGCAGAAAUCCUGCGGCUGCUGCUGAGCCGGGGAGCUGAUCCCAGCAUCCGCAACCUGGAGAACGACCAGCCAGCUCACCUGCUGCAGAGCGGCCUCCAGGGAGAGCAGCUCAAGCUCAUGCUGAAGAAACGGAGUGCUUCCUCCCGUCGACGUAACGUGUCCUUACAGGACCAGGAAUGAUUUGAACCACUUGUAAUCCCCAUUUAGAGGGAAUGAGUCUUUAACAUGUUGCCUCUGUUGACAAGGGGAUUUAUUGUUAUGUUGUUUUGGGAGUCUCUGGCCUAUAUUUUAUUAACAAACUCGUUGAUCAUAUUAAUCUCUCUAUACAGUUUGCAUUGAACUAUGGAUGAUGAACCUUAAAUUACCUCUGAUUUAGUGUCUGUAAAAAGAUAGUGCUUUAUUUAUUUUUCCAUGCAGAGGGUGAAACAUUUCACUCCUCCAUGGAGCCGUUUUAACAAACUGCUCCUGUUGUUGUUUUAUUUAAAUUCUGACUGUUAGAGACACUUCAAUUUAAGUAUUUAUUCUGGCCCAAAAAUAUAUAUAUUUAGCAUUUUAAAAUGAAAAGAAAUGAAAAACAUUCUUCUACGCACAGAGUGAAGUGUUAUAGUAACGCUCAAGAAAUAGUUUGCCUACAACAUCGACUUUUACUUUAAUUUCAUACAUAUGUAUCAUCCCGUUUAUUUCAGUUCUUUCUAUAAUGUUGAGCCAAUGUGAAAAAAUUAAAUAACUUAGUCUAAUUAAUAUAAAUUAAUGCAGUCUUAUACAUAAAUGUUGGGUGUUUUUUCUUCUACUUCUACUUCUUCUUCUACUUCUAAAAGUGAUUUUAAAAUGUUUAGUGUUCAAGAAUUGUACAGAAAAGUCUUCUUUCUGUCUCCUGUCAUAAUCUCAAAUCUCACAGUCAAAUAAUCUAGUUAUUUGCAUUUAUUCACAUUGACUCAACAUGAUAGAAAAACUUGGCAUUAAAUGGAACAUUUCACAUUGAACCUAUGUGAUAGAAAUGUAUACUUAAUGGUGCAUUAUUUAAGAAUAGGAGGCCUGUUGCCUUCAUACUCAUGGGGUGGGCAGCAUAUCACUAGAAUAACCGCUAACUCCCGCUAACUGUAACUACCGUUAGCUUGUCAGCUCAGUUAGCUGUGCAGCUAGCGGUCAAGACUGGGAGCUCUGAGCACUGGGGAAAUGUUUGUGCUUACAUCACUAGCACAGGAGCUGUAGACCAGUACAGGCUGUGACUAGCUGGUUCGCAUGUUUAUUUUAGCAGACACCAUUGUGUCAAAACUGCUGGUUUUUCACAUUCUCUCGAUAAUUUCUGGUAAUUUUUGAAUGUUUUUCAACAAAAAAAUUCUUUCAUAUUGCACCUUUAAGUUCACUGAGAGUCAGUGUUUUAGGCUAAUUGUUUCUGGCUAGUUCUUGUUUUCAGUGUAUAGACUGUGCUGUGGAAGGCGGAGUCGUAUUCAUUUUCCUCAGAGGCUACGCUCCCGGGUUAAUGUUGAUUUCUAUGAAAUCGUUAAGUAUCACCUCCAGGACAAUGUCCCUGAAACCCCUCCGACCCUCUCGUUGAAAGCCCCCAACACGAUAAGUUAUCAUAUUGAUACACCGAGUGACGGUUAUGAUUUCAGUCAGCAUGUGUGCUUAUGUUAAGAAUGUGUGUGUUCAAAGUGAGAAUAAUCAGUCCUGUAAUUUAACUUUCUUUCUGUAUGCAUCAUACUUUUGUGUGUAUCAUCAGGUAUUUUCUAUUGAGAAAAGGAAACUUUACUGUGUAAAACUGCUAUGUAUUUGAAACCGAUUGCGACGACGAAUGUUCUUAUCACAGAGACAUUACAUGAGUAAGUGCGGUGACAAAUCGUCUGACUAACUGUACAUUUUAGUCAUGAGUCAUGAAUAAAAGUACAACAACA
Molecule: messenger RNA, 3236 nt
Organism: Acanthopagrus latus (yellowfin seabream)
Lineage: Eukaryota; Metazoa; Chordata; Actinopteri; Spariformes; Sparidae
Gene: nfkbid
Product: NF-kappa-B inhibitor delta
Exons: 12
Coding region: 148-1521 (457 amino acids)
Biological process (GO): regulation of gene expression
Cellular component (GO): nucleus
Molecular function (GO): protein binding
Source: RefSeq, a predicted model, not a curated record